Messenger RNA from Arabidopsis arenosa, 1031 nucleotides. The record is from the annotation of a GenBank genome assembly. NCBI's taxonomy places the organism in Eukaryota, Viridiplantae, Streptophyta, Magnoliopsida, Brassicales, Brassicaceae.
AAUAAAAGAUUUUCAAGAAAAACAAAAAUUGUAAAUCUCUCUCUCGUUCUCAAUUAUGAAACUCAUCUAUCAAUUCUUCAUCUUCUGGUUCUUCUUACCAUUCUUUGUAAUCUCCGGUGAUGAUGAUAAUAAAAAUCUCAUCUUUAAAGGUUGUGCAAAUCAGAAAUUUCCAGACCCAACUGGUGUUUUUUCUCAGAAUCUCAAAAACUUAUUCACUUCUUUAGUUUCUCAAUCAGCACAAAGCUCUUACGCCUCCGUAACCUCCGGGACUGACAACACAACCGCCGUGAUCGGUGUUUUUCAGUGUCGUGGCGAUCUCCACAACGCUGAGUGUUACGAUUGCGUUUCUAAAAUCCCUAAACUCGUUUCUAAACUCUGCGGUGGCGGCGGAGAUGAUGGUAAUGUGGUGGUAGCUGCUCGUGUGCAGCUCGCCGGAUGUUAUCUCCGGUAUGAAAUCUCAGGGUUCCGACAAACUUCUGGUACGGAGAUGUUGUUUCGUAUCUGCGGGAAAAAAGAUUCUAGCGAUCCUGGGUUUGUCGGGAAGAGAGAGACGGCGUUUGGUAUGGCGGAGAACGGCGUGAAAACUGGAUCAUCCGGUGGCGGUGGUGGUGGUGGUGGAGGAGGGUUUUACGCGGGGCAAUAUGAGUCGGUGUAUGUGUUGGGACAGUGUGAGGGUAGUUUGGGAAAUUCAGAUUGUGGAGAAUGUGUGAAAGAUGGAUUUGAGAAAGCAAAGAGUGAGUGUGGAGAUUCGAACUCGGGACAAGUUUAUCUUCUUAAGUGCUACGUUAGCUAUAGUUACUACUCUCAUGGUGUUGUUCCCAACAAGAUAGAACCAAUUUCAGGUGGAGAGAAGAGACAACACACAGAAAGGACGAUAGCUUUGGCGGUGGGAGGAGUUUUUGUUUUAGGGUUUGUGAUUGUUUGCUUGUUGGUUUUGAGAUCUGCCAUGAAGAAGAAGAGUAAAUAUGAUGCUUAUUGAGUUUUUUACCUACCAAUUCUUAUUUACUCAAUAAUAAAAGUUGACAAUUUUU